GUAAGGAGGCUCCCAAGCAGUGAAACAUCUUGGGCUGAGGGGGAGAGGAAAAGCAGGGAUGGGUGUCUGGGCUCAGCUGGGGAUCCCAGUCACCACCAUCAAAGAACUUGGGAGGAACCCAGACCCCAAUCUGGGCACAGAGAACCACCCAGGAUGCCCGUAAACCUCCCACCUGAAAGAACAACACGGACAUCAUGCAGACACCAUUCUAUAGCUUGGGGCCCCUCCAGAUUUGCAAGAUCCUGCCUGGUUCUGCUUCUAGCAGGUAAGAGAUUUGGGGGGGGGCGUCUCUGGGGAACAGAGAUCCUGGCUUGAUGAUGGUCUGGGGAGAAGAGACCCAGAAGGACUGAGAUCUAUUUAUUUUUAAAAAUACAUAUAUCUAUAUCUAUAGCUAUAUAAUAUUCUUUUACAAAAUUGUACACACAUAGAUCCUAAACAUAACAGGACUAACAAAAUAUGGGUUACUGGGUGGGGACCUAAAAUACCAACUAUCUUGUUUUACAGUACAGUCAUACCUUGGUUCUUGAAAGGAAUCCAUUCCGGAAGUCCAUUCGACUUCCGAAAACGUUCAAAAACCAAGGUGCGGCUUCCGAUUGGCUGCAGACAUUUGGCUUCCAAAAAAUGUUCGCAAACCGAAACACUCACUUCCGGAUUUGCGGUGUUUGGGAGCCAAAACAUUCGAGUCAUAAGGCGUUUGAGAACCAAGGUACGACUGUACAUACGUAAUAAUGAGAUAAUUACAGUAAACCUGUAAAAUGAGUUCUUCAGCAGUUCAGCUUAGAAAACACAGAGUAAUAGGAGGGAGCGAAUGAGUAGUUCCUGCUUAUCUAUGCCAUAUUGAAAUAUAGGUUGCAGGUAUUUCUCGUCUCUGUGUUGCUUUGUUUGUAUAUUUAAUAAAAUCACAACAUACUGUGUAGACAUAUCUGUUUUUUUUUCUCUCCACCAUGGCACCUUUUCCCCCAAACAGCUUUUCCAUUACAGCUGUUUGCCAGACUGUAUUAUACCAGGGCUCAAUAUUCAUUAACGGCAAGGUUUUCCCCAUUUCUGGCUAUUGCCAUUCUAGUUGCUUUCAAUAAAUGUGUUAUUAAUUCCUUACUUCUUAACUGGUCCAUAUCUGUAGUAAUGAAGUAAGACUGUUACUGGGGUUAUUGGGAUUGUCUGAGCUACAAUCUCUUUUAAAACUUCAUUCCAAAAUUGUUCCAUUUGUGGACAGCUCCACCACAUAAGUUGGUGUGUACCUAUAAUUUGGCAUCCAUAAAUGCCUCAGUGUUAAAUACUAUCCAUGCACAAUUUUUAAUAAGCAUUCCCUGGUAGUUGCUGACAAAUAUUUAUAUGGUGCUUUUGUCCAUAAAUUGUUCAAUUUAUCCUCUUCAAUGCUUAUAUCCCAAUUUAAUUAGCACCAGCUUUUUAGAUUUUGUUAGGAGCAAAAUGGGUUCAUGAAAAGGGUUUUGUAUAAAAGGAAAUUUCAUCCCUUAGCCAUUAUAUGAUCUCUUGUCAGCUUCUUUUCAUAUUCUGCUAGUUUCCUUGUAGCUUCAUUUUUCAUUUGUGCAUUUAGAAGAAAUGAUCUCAACCAAUAUCCUAACAGUGAGGUACAGCUGAGAUCUAAUACUGAGAGAGAAGCUGUUUUAUAAGUUCUACGGUCACCUCAGUAUAAAAAGCCAUGCCUCCCAAAUUCUGAGAUGACAAUUGUAUAUUUUUUAAAUAUAAAGUUGAUCGAAAAUCCCCCUUUAUUUGUUCUCAGGGGUGUAAGCUGGGAAGCCCCUUCUGGUUGUAAAAUUGCAGGGUAUGGUCUGAAGGCAGGUGAGGCCACCACUAACUUGCUGAGGCCUAGUAGGUCUCAGUCUGGUCAGUGGCUGAAUUGUUGACCACCUGAGAGCCACAUGUAUGGCACUUUGGGUGCCAUGACAGAAGAAAGGCAGGAUUUAAACGUAGGAGAAAGAAUAAAUGAAAUUACGAGGGUUUCUGUCUCCAUUACUUCUGCCUGUUCUCGGCCUGUUGAACGGAGUGACUUUCUCCUCCCCAUUCCACAGCCUACAUCUUGAGCUCUUGCUUCCUGUUGACUCAAGCUGCCAGAAGGGUUAAAGCUCGGCGUCCUCAUGUGAAGAAAAUGGCCACUCCUAAGCCUCCUCGUUUGCCUCAGGAGGCUGCCACGACGAAUGCUUCUGUUCUUCCUCCAGCAACAACCGGGGCUCCCCCCGCAACAGCAGCUGCAGGUGCUGAAACAACCACAGGGACUCUCCCUGCAAUGACAAAGGGGACUCCCCUCGCAACAACGAACGGGACGCCUUCUGCAACGACAAAUGGGACUUCUCCUGCAACGACAAACGGGACUUCUCCUGCAAUGACAAACGGGACUCUCCCUGCAGUGACAAACUGGACGCUCCCUGCAAAGACAACUGGAGCUCCUUUCAUUCCUCCUGCAGUGCCAACUAAGACUCCUCGUCCCCGUCCUCCUCCCCGUCCUCCUGCCCCUCCACCACCUCCCCGUCCGCCCCCUCCCCCUCCUCCUUCAGUGACAACUAAGUCUCCACCUCCACCUCCACCUCCUCCCCCUCCCCCUCCUCCUUCAGCGACAACUAAGUCUCCUCCUCCCCCUCUCCCUCCAGCAGUGGCAACUAAGGGUCCUCCUAUCUCUCCAGCCUCUCUUCCUCCCCACCCUCCUUCCCUGAGCCCUCCUGCUGAGGGGACACCCAAGAGUCCUCCUCCUCCCGAAAUCUCUCCUGCCUCUCCUGGAGCUCCCAGUAGUCCAGGACCAACCGUUCCUGGUGGUCCUGGUGUUCCUACUUCGAAGCGUCCUAAGCCCGAGGAACCCGUGGAACCACCCAGGGGGGAUAUCAUUAUCAGUUUUUACCCAUCGAUUCCGGUCAUAGACGAGGACAUCCUACUCACCCUGGAUGGAGAUAUCAAAGGCUUUGUGGGCUGCCUUUGGAAGCGAGGGGUGGGCCCUGUAUCGAGGACCAUUGUGCUCUACUAUACGCAGCCCAACGUCACACUGCAAUACAUGUUUGGCCAUACCGGUCGGGAAAUUCUUAAUCAGGAUUGCUCUCUCCUCAUCACCAAAAUCACCCCUGAGGACACUGCUGUAUAUGAGGUAGAGAUGGAAGUGUGGAGGAAUGGGACAGAAUACUCUCUCGUUGGGCGAAAAUAUUUGGAGGUUACAGGUAACUCCUUCUUGGGCCCUUCUUUCCUCUAGAACAGGUGCGAAAGACGAUCAAGCUUAAAUGGAAUGCUUGGUUUAGGAGCACCUCCAUCAAGGCGAAAACCUCAAUCCAAUCUAUAAAAAUCUGCCUGCAUAAAAAGGCCCUCAGCUGCUGCACACGGCUGAGCUGUAGACAGAGUUGUUGAACUGUCGCUAUGGCCUUUGGCCACCUGACACCAGAAACAGGUGAUAGAAAGAGUUAUCAGCUGUUUCUGGUGUCAGGUGGCAAACAGCCAAAACAAGGGCUGCCAUAUGUCCAUCAUUUCCCGGAUAUAUCUGGGAUUUGCCCGUCGAAAAUAGUGUCCUGGCAGAAUUUCCAAAAAUCCGUAGAAAUGUCCAGGAAUUUCCUUGAAAAUCACCAAAACCCCUCAUUUUGGGGGGAGAUUUUGCAAAAGGAAGCUCAACAACUUUCUUUCAUGUCUCACAACCCUGGUUUAGUAUAAUAAAGCAUAAUUUCUGAGACAGAAAUAGAAGGCUAACGGUCAGAGUCCAUAGAGAGGCAAGUGUUCUUUGCAUUUCUGGAAACCACACGGUGCCAAUGCCACAGGCAGAUUUGGGUUCCCAUCGCUGUUUUCACAUGACUUUUCCCUUACCUCCAGGAGAUGAGAAAGAGAUAGAAAGAGCCGGAGGCCUCUCAGGAGGAGCCAUCACAGCCAUUGUUCUUGGGUGUCUCCUGGGGGUCAUAUUGGCCGUGGGUCUGAUUAGCUACCAAACCAAAUCAACUCGAAGGUAACAAAUAUCUCUUCGUCACUUAUUACUUUGUUGUUUUUCCUUGUAUCUUAGAAGGAUAGAUUCUGAUUUAAUCUUUCGGGAAACUGAAAGGGGCCAACCCAGACACUCCAAGUGUCCCUAUUUUCCAGUGACUGUCCCAGAUUUACACUAGCCAUCCCGGUUUCUGAUUUGAUCCCAGAAUGUCCCGCUUUUCCUUAGGAUGUCCCUAUUUUCAUCAGAGAAAUGUUGGAGGGUAUGGAAUAGGAAGUCCUCAGGGCUCUCUGUCAGCCGGAACUCACCAGAACUCAGUUCCGGCACCUGUCUGGUGGGUACCACUGCCAUUCUAGUAGAACGAAAGACGUGUUCCUUAUGAGUUCUGGCACCUCUUUUUCCAGAAAAAUAGCACCGGGCAUCCCUAAAUUCAUCGGAGAAAUGUUGGAGGGUAUAGAUAGGGAUGUCCCUAUCUUCAUCAUAGAAAUGUUGGAGCUACUCAGUUCUGAGCAGCCUGAGUUAAAAACAAAAGAGGAAUGUAAAUGGGUAAAAUUCAUGGUAAUUGCAUCCAGACAGGUUAUAGCGAGUAACUGGAAAAAUGCAGAAGAGCUGGGGGUGAACCAAUGGAGGAAAAAACUGAACAAUAUUAUAAUUUUAGAAUACCUAACUGUGAAGAUACAUAGAAUGAAAGGGUUUAAGGUCAGUGAGAAAGAGGAGGAUUGGUUUGAGAAGACAUUGAAUUAUUUGGGUAUGUUUGAACAAUUUGGGGCAAUUAAAAUGUUAAAAGUUAAAUAAACCUUGUGGAGGGAGGAGUGUUAAGGUAUAUAGAAGUGUACAUAUGGUUGAUUUGAACAUGUUAUUAUUGAAUAUUAUUGAAUAUGUAUAUUAUUGAAUAAGUAUAUUAUUGAAUAUGUAUGUUAUUGAAUAUGUAUACCCAAUGUAUCAGCUGCCUAGGGGGUUUCAAUGUUUGUGUUUUGGUUGUUGGUAAAAUAUAUUUUUUUUAAAAAAAAUCAUAGAAAUGUUGGAGGGCUGGGCCUAACGCUCUGUGGCAAUCUUUUUCAUUAAGAGAGAAACUAUGCCAAACUUAGUGUGGACACCUGAUAGGCAUUGCCCACAGCUCCUGAGCUCCAUUACUGUAAGAUACAUAAUUCUACUGAACGGCUAAAUCAAAAUGUUUAAAACAGAAAUCAAUAACCGUUUCUAUAGCAACAGGAGAAGCAAUGAACAGCGAGACCCCAAAAGCCUUCUAGAAGAACCUGGUUUCUGCUGCCUGGUGUCUGAAGAUGGUGGGUGGUGGGUGCUGGUCGGGUCUUGGUGGGGAGGCAUUUCAUAACACAACUCUGCUUUUGGUGAUGAGUUGUGGCAUUGGGGAGGGCUGUUCCCUGUUCACGUGACAGUGCUUUCCCUAUCUAGACCAUCCUGCUCAUUCUCACGCAGAGGAAACUCAAAUAGCCUAGGGUGGCACAGAAUUUUGAUCAGGAAAACCGGGCUGUUGGUUAGGUGCCUCCUCACCUUAUUCCUCACAGACGGCUCCAUUGGUUCAUUUCUGGGUAAAAUUCAAGGUGUUCAGACUAGUGUUUAAAGCACCUAAAUGACUUAGACCUCAAAUAUCUGAGGACCUUCUGUGACGCAGUUGAGAGGGUCCAGAACAGCCUUGUUGCUCCUGAACUCUUUGUCCUUUUGCUUAUUUUAGGAGUGCUGAACCAGAACCUGCAAUAGCAAGCAACAAACCUUCAAGGUAAGCAGCAGGCAAAUCCUGGAUGCUCUUCUUCUUCUUCAUUUUCUCCUCCUCCUCCUCCUCCUUCUUAAAAAAACAGCUUUUGGGAAUUACAGGAGUGUCUCAGAGCUCCAAGAUUCCAUUUCCAUAUUUGGGGUUCUAUGAGAAGCGCAGGGAUUCAGGUAACAGAAAAUAAGAGAACUUAGCCCUCAGCCAUAGCAGGAGACUGGCUUCUCCAGGCUUCCUACCUGAAAUUACAGGCAUGCAUGUCAGCAAACGGAACACUACUUCAACAAUCUAACAUUCACAUCCUCACAGUGCUUCUUCAGACUGUUUGUCUGAAUUAUAUUUUAUUUUUAAGCACAGCAUGUACAUUUACUUCUGUUCAUUUGAAUGUGCAUCUCCCCCUCCCCCCAUUUAAAGAACUGCAAAACUUCUCCAAGGAUGUGUCCAGGGAAGGUUGAAGGUUCCUGACAUCACAGGAACCAGCCAAUUGGUGCUAUCCAUCCUUAGUCAAUUUCUGCAGCAGACAUGCAGAACUGGGAUUUGUACAACUCUGUUCUGGAGGGGAAAUAUACCUAUGGCUUAAAUUCUGAGAAGAAGCUUCAGCCCCAAGAGUUUCCACUUCUGACUCCACCCUCUGUUAAGGAAGACGUAAACCAAAAAAUUGUGUCUAACCCCUAUCCUUGGAGACUAGUAAGAACCAGCACUAAGUACUGCACUUAAGAACGGUGAAGUCGGUGGGUAUCUAGUUCAAGGCAGGGCUACAGAGAUAAAGGGGUGGAGCUAUUCAAAUAGGGUCUGGUUGGUUCUCAUUGGCUCCAACCAAUGGGACAAACUAAACAAUCUUCAACCUGGGGAACAGCUGGGAAAACCCACUGUGACUACGGAAAGAGCUACACCACACAUUUAAAGCACAACCAAUGCACAUUUGAAGCUCAUGGCUUCCCCCAGAGGAUCCUGGGAACUGUAUUUUGUUAAGGGUGCCAGGGACUGUAACUCUUGUGACUGGAAAACUACAGAAUUCUUGGGGGGAAGCCAUGUGCUUUCAAGGUGUUUUGGCUAUGCUGUAGACAUUUGUCGUGGAUCAGGCCAGAUUUCCUCAGGGAAAUGGAACUUUCUUGGGGUCCCCUGGAACAGGAGGGCAGAAGGUCGAACGGGAGGAACUGAUAGAUCUUUGGCAGUGGAUCCAUUUGCAGUGGAUCAACAACGGUUUGUGACUUUGUAAUGGUCUAGCUCGCAGAAAGAAGCAGGCUUUUGUGUGGAGGGACUUGUGAGCUUGGUUCUGGAUACAGAUCACAAAUUCCUUGGGUCCUAGUAAAAAAAAUAAAUGACUCCACCUUUGCCCUACAAUGCCUUGGACCCUAUAGAUCACUAGAUCAGUCAUUCAGCUACUCCCCUGAGCAGUGGUAGCUCCAGUGCUUUUUUCUGGGGCAGGGAGUGGGGGAACUCACCACAAAGUUUGUUUGUUGUGGACCCAGUCGCAGUGCAGACUGCUCCUCCCCAGGCUAAAUGUAAGAUGUGAUUAAUAAACUCAAGCAGACAACAAUCUGGAUGAGAAAUGGUCACAAUUUCAUUGAUUACAGGUAUAGGUGUGUUUUUGGCUCAGGGAUUGGAUGUGUCCAUCAGGCAAGGCCUCCUUCCACCUGCCUUGCUCUACCCUCUGCUUCUCAAUGUGUAUUGCAUUGUUUUAUGUGGCUUGCCGUUGUUUUAUUGAUUAUAGUUUAGAUAUUGUUGUAACUGUUGAGUAGAUUUCUGUUUAACAUUUAUAUGCUGAAAAACACACACCCCUGGGUAGUUUGUUGGUGGGAAAAGUGGCACUUCCCCCUGGUACCUGGUACCUGGUACCACUAGGGUUGCACUCAUCAGGGCAAGAGCAGUGAGGUUGGGAGAGAUCUAUGGCUGCGGCAGUCCCACAGGGCUGCUCUACCAACCCAGUCUCAGGGGUGGAUGAGAGGAUGAGGUGGAUGCCUUCAAAAGAAGGGUGUGCUUGGCCCGGGGGUAACCCGAGUAACGUGGUCCAGGUCCGGUCCCAGAUCCAAGGGUUCCACAAGGAGUCAGUCUGACAGGGCCAAGGCAGGACACAAGGCAGGAAACCAGGCAAGGUCAGGCACAGGAUCACAGGCAGGUUCUGGCAAACAGCAGCAAUGUUGCUCCCGCAACCUGGGGUGGGGGUCCAGCAGCCUUUUAUCUCUGUCUGGGUAACAGCCAGUCCUGAUCCUUCAGUGACUCGCCUCCCUGUCUCGCCCCAAGGCGAGCACUCCUCCUGCAAGUACUCAGGUCUCUCCUUCUCUCAGACCUCAGUCUCUGCAGCUCAGGAGAUGUUGGUGGGUUACUAGACCCAGAGGCCGCCUCAGCCUCUCCUGACCCAACUGGUAGUGGAGCAGCUGUAAGUGAUUGCCCAGCUGAAGGCAACGAGGUAAUCCCCGCAUCUGGAGCCAGGGCAGGCUCAGGCCCCUGACUCAGCCCAGCUGGUGCUUCCUGCAAGGGAACCUGUGCAGACUGGGGCUCUUCAGAAUCAGGCCCCAGACUCAGUUCAGAUGCCACCUGAGGCAAAGGAUCCGGUGCGGACUGAGACUCCUCUGGCUACGAGUCUGAGCCCGAGUCCCAGGCCAAUCACAAAGGGAGACUCUGGUCCACUGUGGGGGAACAAUGCAAGCCUAAUGCCUACCUCUGAAAUUUCCUUUGUUUCCCUAGGGUGGGCAGUAAGAGCAAGGCACCUACGUAAGUACCAACCCUACAGAAUGGGGCAGUGAGUGCUGGGUGUGUGGGGUGCAAGUUCCUCAGCCUGCCUCCAUGGCAGGUGAAGGGAAUUUGUGGACUUCCAGAUGUUGCUGCCCCACAACCCCCCUUCCUCAGGCCCAGCAAGCACAACCAAUGCUCAGGGAAGAUGAAAGCAGCAACUGGAGGGCCAGAGGUUCCGCACACCAGAUCUCCUGCAAGUUCUUCUUGUUGGUGUAAUGUGAACCAAGGGUUAAAUGACACAGUGCUUGGGCUCAGGUGUUGAGGGACCUUGGAUAGGCUAGUUUGAGCCUCUUAGUUUAAGCAACCCAGGUUUCUUUUAAACUGCAAAGGGGUAGCCCCAAGGCUGGAUUUAGGUUUGAUGAGGCCCUCAGCUACUGAAGGUAAUGGGGCCCUUUAUAUGUCCAGCUGUCCUUUGUCAACAACAAAUUGUCGCUGUUUUUCAUGUUGAAUAUAUGUUCUAUGGUAAUUUAUGGACCUAAUAGGUAUCUAAAGCCAUUUGCACAUAACAAAAUAUGUACAUCACAGGAGCCUACACAACACAAAACACUGUUGCUGUAGGUAGGUUUUAUUUUAUUAGUUUUUCAUCUUACAUUUUGGAAAUGUACAUCCAGGCUUUUCCCCCUUUAAUUUGUUUUUUUGGGGGCCCCCAAGAGAGUGGGGCCCUAAGCUAUAGCUUGUUUAGCUUAUACGUAAAUCUGGCACUGCAUCAGCCCACUGAGACAUGAAUAGACCCUGGGGAGGGGAGUUGAAUGACAACAGUAGCAUCUCACGCCAAAACAUUGAAUGAUGUGUCCCCUGAAGGCAAAUUAAGCACCAGAGAGGCUCAGUGAACAGCAGAAAAUAGAGCCCCAGUCAAAUAAGGGACAUGGAGGUUUUCUAAAGAAGCAACUAUCUUUGAAACAACGGUGAGGCACCAAAUUCUCCCUCCUAAACUCUUCGAUCCUUUCCCCUGUUUCUUUAGCAAUGAAUUGGACCCGUCCACGGUAACCACGUCUUCUGCAGCACGGUAAGUAGCAAACCUAGAGGAUGGAGCCUGAAACCUCUCUUUCUGGAGAAAACUGGAUUUUCUCUCCAAAAACCACAAACUACUUAAGUUAAGAUGUCUUCUAAAAGUUAAGAACGACGUAACUUUUAGAAGACAUCUGAAGGUAACCCUGUAUCAGGACGUUUUUAACAUUUGAUGCCUUAUUAUGUUUUAUAUAUUCUGAAAGCUGCCCAGAAUGGCUGGGGAAACCCAGCCAGAUUGGCAGGGUAUAAAUAAUAAAAUGAAGAAGAAGAUGAUGAUGAUUAAACAACAUCUGGCAGGAGGCAGAGAGGGAGGGCAGACUUCUGGAAUUCCAUUUCCACCUUUGGGGAGAAAGUGGUUUGGGGUGGGGGUCCAGUUAUUCAAAUGAAGACAGAUGUUGCACAAAGUUCGUAUUGUUAUUGGGGGAGGGGGGUUCCCUCUGCUCAACUCACAAACGUAAGGAAGGAAGGAUCAUAUCCGACAAAUAUCAUAUCCUCUUCUAGCAUCUAAUCACAUCUCAGCAUCCUGUUCAGCACAGGAAAUCACUCUAUAAUGAGCCAGGCCGUUGGUUCAUUUAUCUCAGCAUCAUCAACACCGAUUGGCAGGGGACGCCCUAGCUAGCCUGUUUUGAGGCUCAAAUGAAAAGACAGAGAACCACGUAUGCCCCCUCAAGCUCCUUGGAGGGGAACAGGGGGCGAUAUAAUUGCAACAAUUAAAUAAAUUUCAUGUGUUAGAAGUAUAACCUUCCAGGGUAUCAGAGAUAAAGAUGGUGGGUUUGCUUCCAGUUGUGGCGACCGUCCUCUGAUUCUAGAUUGGCUUUCUUCCAGGUUAAAGACAGAGUGAUCAUUCUAGUCCAGAAUAUUGCCAUCAUUCAAGUAUGGAGCAGCAUCAGCAAAGUCCAAGGAACCUCCAACCCCCCCACCCCACCCCAGAAGAGGAAUAUCGUAUGCAUGGAGAUCGUGGUGGAUCACUUAAGCACCAUCUCUUAGGUCUAUCCAGGCCCCCAGGCAGAAAAAGAAAAACCACACACAUCAUAUCUGCUGAUGAAAUAAAAGCCUCAAGUGGUUA
This is a messenger RNA of Podarcis lilfordi (Lilford's wall lizard), 10437 nucleotides long. Lineage: Eukaryota; Metazoa; Chordata; Lepidosauria; Squamata; Lacertidae. The record is from the annotation of a GenBank genome assembly.